AUGGCGAACGGCUGGUCCCUCCUCAUCUCGAUCAUCUUCAUCGUUGUCUUCUCCAUCGUAUCCUGGUUCGCGUCGCCCAAGGGAGAAACUCAGACGGUCUGGAGAAGCACGCUCGUGCUAAGCGCUUGGGCCUGCUGGUUGAUGUGGGCAAUAACCUUCCUCGCACAAUGGCAUCCGCUCAUCACCCCUCAACGAGCGGACUUGCGGCCUGAGUAUGUCAACGGACCGGUGAAGAGCAAUGCUGCAAUGUUGUUUUGAGCGCGUGACGAUGCAUGGGAGGGGCGUUUUGGUAUGGGAUGAGGCGUUAGAGCAGCUCUACAGGACAGCGUGGCGUGCUUCGCUUCACGAUAACUCCUGUAUAGCACAUGAUGACCAGAAAAGCAUCACCGUCUACUGGUUUGCCACUCCCAUUCGUGGCGACCGAGCGUUGUCAGCUACAAGCAGAUACAUUCCGUACCCCCAUCACCCCAGC
This is a messenger RNA of Baudoinia panamericana UAMH 10762, 472 nucleotides long. RefSeq lists its product as uncharacterized. Gene Ontology annotation, cellular component: vacuolar proton-transporting V-type ATPase, V0 domain. The coding region runs from base 1 to 258 and encodes 85 amino acids. NCBI's taxonomy places the organism in Eukaryota, Fungi, Ascomycota, Dothideomycetes, Mycosphaerellales, Teratosphaeriaceae. The transcript is spliced from 3 exons. Gene Ontology annotation, biological process: proton transmembrane transport; vacuolar acidification. Gene Ontology annotation, molecular function: proton-transporting ATPase activity, rotational mechanism. The record is from RefSeq and is a predicted model, not a curated record.